AUGUUGCCAUUACCUCAACCAAUUCUCAAUCCCCUUGAACGAUUAGUCGCUCUGAUUACUGUAGCAGCCGACAACAUCGGCCUCGAAUCUGCCCUUCGUCAAAAGAGACUCCCAGAGCUGCUAUUAAAGGAAUCAUCUCAUGUCGAUCCCGAUGAUCUGAUAUUGAACGUGCAGGCCGAUGUUACGUCCGAUGAAGAUAUAUCACGCGAUUUCUAA
Messenger RNA from Penicillium taxi, 216 nucleotides. RefSeq names its product 2-5-dichloro-2-5-cyclohexadiene-1-4-diol dehydrogenase. The record is from RefSeq and is a predicted model, not a curated record. The coding region runs from base 1 to 216 and encodes 71 amino acids. The transcript is spliced from 2 exons. Lineage: Eukaryota; Fungi; Ascomycota; Eurotiomycetes; Eurotiales; Aspergillaceae.